AUGGCAGCCGCAGCAGUCGCCGGCUUGAUCCUUGGCCUGAUCCUGGGAGUCGGUGCGUUGCUCUCUGCGGUCUUAGCGUGUGCCAGUCGCUCCGAGGCCGAGUCGCGUCCGCUUCACAACAUUGCUUCCACCCCACCCGCUGCUGCUGCCACCAAAAAAGAAGAGCCUGCCAAACAGGCUCCCUCCAAAGACGGUGCUGCCAAGCAACCUGUCGCCGCUGACAACAAGGCCGCCCAGCCCAUCGCCAACAAAGACAACAAAGACAAGUCUGCAGCCGCUGCCAACAACAACAACAACAACAACAACAACAACAACAACAACAACAACAACAACAAUGCAGCGACCACCGAAGAAUGGUCCGGCGCAAAGCUGUGGAAAGAGUUCGUUGAAAAGGCGGGCGCAAACACAAACAACCCACAGUACGUCGUGUUUGAUCCAAAGUCUGGCAAGAUCGAGGUCAAGCCUGCUCCAGCCAACGAUGCGCCUUUCCUAAAAGUUCAUGCUGACGGCAAAGUUGAGCUCGUUGAAGGCGGCAGUGGCGCCGCUAAGCCGAAAGGAGGUGGUGGCGGUGGUGGGGGAGGAGAUGGCCAGAAACAGAACAACCAGCAGCAACAGCAGCAAGGUGCGAAUGGUAAGGAUGAGAAGAAGCAGGAAGCAGGCGGAGGGGCCGGUGAAGAUCAAAAGGGCAAAGAUGCGAGUAAAAGGAACGACAAGAGGGAGGAAAAGAAGGACAACAAGAAAGAUGACAAAGAGGAUGACAAGAAGGUUGACCAGGGAGGAGGGAAGAACAACGAGCAGGCUGCCAAACAAAGCAGAAAAGAAGGACAAGCCAAAGGUAAAGCCGAAGCUGCCAAUGCCUACAACAACAGCAACAACAACAAUUCCAAAAAAGACGCCUCUCCGGCCAAGAAAGACGACAAGAAAGACGAGCCGCCAACUUCCUCCAAAAAGGAAGCUCCUUCUGCUGGCGGCAAUGCUCUAGCCAAGACUUGUUGUGAAGCGGGGAAGCUUUCCUUGCAGAGCACGGUGGAGCUGGUGCAGGUGUUGCAGGCGCUCGGUGUCGCUUCCCCCGCUGCGGCUGGCAAGAUUCAGGACAAGGCGAAAGAGGAUGGUCUUGGAUGUAUCAUUCUCUCGAUCACAGAGAACAUGAUCGCCAUAAUCUUCGCGAGCGUGCCCAAAGAUAUUCUGCGCACCCUGGUUGUCACCAUACGAGCCAUACUGUGCAUAGUGAGGAUCGCAAAUGCUGCACUACCUGCUGCGAUGCUGAUGUGGAUCGAGAUCACAACUGGGAAACCACUUCGGCGUCGACAAUGA
Molecule: messenger RNA, 1314 nt
Organism: Sporisorium graminicola
Lineage: Eukaryota; Fungi; Basidiomycota; Ustilaginomycetes; Ustilaginales; Ustilaginaceae
Exons: 2
Coding region: 1-1314 (437 amino acids)
Source: RefSeq, a predicted model, not a curated record